UCUCACAAUCUACGUUUGCUGAGUCUCAUGAUAUCGCGACUACUGCUCUCAUUCUAUCUGCAUGCUCUCAUCAAAAGCAGUCGAUGUGAAAACACCACCGCAGAUACAGUUGCUGUAGACUUGCGAUCUUCUGAAGUAGAAUUGCUUGCAGUCGAUGAGAACGACUACAAACCGUUGUCAUUGCACUACCUGACUGACGACAUGAAUAGCAGCUGUGUGACUCCUAUUAGCAAACACGGAUAUCCUCUUCAAUUACUCAUAACAGUUCGAUUGAAACAAUGUCUACGACUUCUUGCGGUGAACAUUGCUGAGAACGCAACUGCUCACACUUCGUUUGGCGUGACUGCAAAGAUCGGCUGUACAGGAACCAUCUAUCCACGAAAAUGCGUGUGGUCUAGUGUGAAGCUCGCUGGAUCAUCGAUAACGUCAUACGAUUGCUUAUCAUUCUUGGCCAAGACAAUUACGGUUAAAGUUCCAGCCGGUUCCACGAUCUGUGAAUUAAGUAUCUACGCACCUCCAGAAACGAACUCAAAAUGCGAAAAACCAACUAUAACCGAGACUACUGCUUCUUCUCUCGUUCUCUCAUUCAACUGUUCGUUCAGUAACACAAGAGAUCGUUUCGCUUGUCGCAUUGACAAGCACUUGGUUCAAAUCCGUCCGACACUUGGAGAUCACUUCACAAUACAAGAGUCCCGUACAAGUUCGAUUAGACUGUCUCAACUGAUUCCCUUUACUGCUUACGAAAUCAGAGUAAACGCAACCUACAACAAGUUGUAUUGCAAAUCACAUUCUGACGUAAUUUUUGGUAAAACGGAUCCAGUUGCACCAUCUCUAACAGAAGACGUUCAAGUUGUAUCUAAGACAGCAACGAGUGUUGUACUCACGUGGAGACCACCGUUUUAUAUCAAUGGAUCUAAUCUCCGCUACUUCAUCAAUUUAAAGUCGAAAAAUAUGUACAAAUUGAACACUAGAAAACAACCAAAUGUUACCUUGACUGGUCUUACACCCUAUACUUUCUAUACAGUCGCGAUUAAAGCUUAUGUCGACGCCAAAAUCAAUACCAAAAUUAAAAUUAAUAUCAACAACAACAAUUUUAUAAUACUUGGGAGUAACAAAAUUACAUCAACAUUUACGACAAAUCAAGCAAAGCCUCAUCCUCCGGUCAACAUACAAGUAAACACGCAAACACUUACAUCUGAUUCGAUUGAGAUCAAUUGGGAGCGGCCUCAAAUAUCUCACGGUCCAAUUUCGUAUUAUAAAAUCUAUUAUUAUAACUUCAGUGUAAGUGCUCCAAACGUCGUUAACGUUUCACUACUGAACGAGCUCCACGUCGUUAACGUUUCGACCAACGCACUACUGAACGGGCUUCAACAUUUCUCGACUUACCGCGUUGUCGUAACGGCUGUCAACGUUGAGAAAAACGUUGAGCUGGAGAGCAAUGAAAGCAAACCAGUACAAUUCAAAACUUUAGCAGCUGCACCAAGUCGACCUCUGGAGCUAAUUGUCUAUAAUACAGAAGCACGAUCGGUCAAUCUCAAGUGGAGACGACCCUCUAUACCUAAUGGAGAUAUAGCAAGUUAUGAGAUCAUUGUGGUACAGGGGAAAGACGUCAAUCCUAGUACUCUUACGAGAUCGGUCGUUAAGGAGACUGUCAGUGGCGACAUCUUAGAUUACGAAGUAUCUGGUCUGAUUCAGAGAUCACAGUACAGUGUGUGGGUGACAGCAGUCAAUAUUCGGAGAUCUGACAAAGCAAGGUUGAGAAGUCCUCCAAGUCGAGUGAUAAUCUUUGCUACCAAGGAAGAAGCACCACAUGCUCCUAUCAACUGCAUAGUCGAAAACACUAACUCGACAUCUUUCUUUGUGGAAUGGGAUUCUUCUCCAAGAGACGAACAAAUUGCGUAUUAUAAAUUAAAAUUUCAAUCACUUUUUGAGACAAAAGUUGCAACGACUAUGGAAAGGACAUUUCAACAGACAGGCCUCAGAGCUUCUACUUACUACAACAUCACAGUCACUGCAUUUACAAACUACACGGAACUACUGAGUGGGCCACCAUGCCAGUUGUUGGCCAAAUCCGUCGAAAAAAAUAUUCAAGGAUCUGAGUCUUCCACAAUAGUUUAUGUUAUUGUCGGAGUCGUGAUUUGUUUGCUGAUUAUUGUUAUUGUGGCUGUCGUUUGUUUUGUUCGUUAUUGGCAGAGAUGCUGCGACCAUCGCGUCCAGAAAGACGACUUCAAGACCAAAAAUCAAGACACAAAUUGCUAUGAGCUGCCAAUAGCUACACAAACUUCUCAUACCGUCGAGAAUGUGGACAUUACACAAAGCGCUGCAAACAGCUCCCGGUCAGUUAGCAUGAAGUCGGAUACUGAUCCUGUCUACGGUAAUGCAACAGUGAUGUCGGACCAGAUUCGCUCAUUGACUACACCGGACAAUGACGUUAUUUACGAAAAUUUCCGUCGACACUAGAUGCAAAUUUUACUUGCAACACUAUCUACACUGAUGCAUGCGACAAGACGAAUGUCUAAGAAAAUCAAUACGUGAUAGAAACAUUUGGUACAAAUUGAUAGCAAUCUUGAUUAGAGUGUAAUUAGGUCCUUGUCUCUAAAACAUUCUAAAAGCAAUUUGAGCAAUAAACGAAACCUAAAGGUGCUCAUGAAAA
Corticium candelabrum is the source of this 2653-nucleotide messenger RNA. Its product is annotated as phosphatidylinositol phosphatase PTPRQ-like. The coding region runs from base 28 to 2460 and encodes 810 amino acids. The record is from RefSeq and is a predicted model, not a curated record. Gene Ontology annotation, molecular function: protein binding. Lineage: Eukaryota; Metazoa; Porifera; Homoscleromorpha; Homosclerophorida; Plakinidae. The transcript has 11 exons.